Molecule: messenger RNA, 258 nt
Organism: Epithele typhae
Lineage: Eukaryota; Fungi; Basidiomycota; Agaricomycetes; Polyporales; Epitheliaceae
Exons: 2
Coding region: 1-258 (85 amino acids)
Source: RefSeq, a predicted model, not a curated record
AUGCGUUUCUCCACCCUUUUCUCCUCCGCCCUCCUCAUCGGCGCCGUCGCUGCCCUCCCCGCUCCCAUCCCGGGCCCCUCCAACGAAGUGCAGCAGCUCCGACUGCAGUUCCUCUUCGAGCUCGAGCUCCUCCUCCAGCUCAAGCUCAUCGAGCUCAUCCUCCUCUGGCUGCAGCAACGGCGACUGCAGCUCCAGCAAGUCUUCCUCCUCUUGCUCUGGCAGCGACUGCAACAAGUCGUCGUCGUCAUGCUCGGGUAG